Messenger RNA from Myotis brandtii (Brandt's bat), 2763 nucleotides. RefSeq names its product poly(A) binding protein, cytoplasmic 1-like (gene PABPC1L). The record is from RefSeq and is a predicted model, not a curated record. Gene Ontology annotation, cellular component: nucleus; cytosol; ribonucleoprotein complex. Gene Ontology annotation, molecular function: poly(A) binding; poly(U) RNA binding; mRNA 3'-UTR binding. Lineage: Eukaryota; Metazoa; Chordata; Mammalia; Chiroptera; Vespertilionidae.
CGCGGGGGCCGGCACGUCGUCCCCCACCCCCCGCCAUGAACGCCAGUGGCCCGGGCUUCCCGCUGGCCUCGCUCUACGUGGGUGACCUGCACCCCGACGUGACGGAGGCUAUGCUGUACGAGAAGUUCUCGCUUGCCGGGCCCAUCCUGUCCAUCCGCGUGUGCCGCGACGUGGUCACCCGCCGCUCGCUGGGCUACGCCUACAUCAACUUCCAGCAGCCGGCCGACGCGGAGCUGGCACUGGAUACAAUGAACUUUGAGGUUAUCAAAGGCCAACCCAUUCGCAUCAUGUGGUCCCAGCGAGACCCAGGACUUCGAAAGUCGGGUGUGGGCAACAUCUUCAUCAAGAACCUGGAGGAGUCCAUUGACAACAAGGCCUUAUAUGAUACCUUCUCCACCUUUGGAAACAUCCUGUCUUGCAAGGUGGCGUGUGAUGACCACGGCUCCCGAGGCUUUGGCUUUGUCCAUUUUGAGACCCGUGAGGCUGCGCAGCAGGCCAUCAGCACCAUGAAUGGGAUGCUGCUGAAUAACCGCAAAGUCUUCGUCAGCCACUUCAAGUCCCGACAGGAGCGGGAGGCUGAGCUGGGGGUUCGGGCCAUGGAGUUCACCAACGUCUAUGUGAAGAACCUGCAAAUGGACAUAGACGAGCAGGGCCUGGAGGAGCUCUUCUCCCAGUUUGGGAAGACGCUGAGUGUGAAGGUGAUGAGGGAUGACAGCGGCCACUCCCGAGGCUUUGGCUUUGUCAACUUUGAGAAGCAUGAGGAAGCCCAGAAGGCUGUGAUGGACAUGAACGGGAAGGAGGUGAGAGGACAGCUCCUCUAUGUGGGCCGUGCCCAGAAGUGGGCGGAGCGGCAGAAUGAGCUUAAGCGAAAGUUCCAGCAGAUGAAGCAGAUGAAGCAGGACCGGCUGAACCAUUACCAGGGCGUGAACCUGUAUGUGAAGAACCUGGAUGACUCCAUUGAUAAUGAGAGGCUGAGGAAAGAGUUCUCUCCCUACGGAGUGAUCACCAGUGCCAAGGUGAUGACAGAGGGUGGCCACAGCAAAGGGUUUGGCUUUGUGUGUUUUUCCUCUCCAGAAGAGGCAACCAAGGCCGUGACAGAGAUGAACGGGUGCAUCCUGGGUACCAAGCCGCUGUACGUGGCGCUGGCUCAGCGCAAAGAUGAGCGGAAGGCUAUUUUGACCAACCAGUUCAUGCAGCAGCGCCUCUCCAACGUGUGGGCCCUGGGUGGCCCCCUCUUCGGCUCUUUCCAGCAGCCCGUGAGCUACUUCCUGCCCACCGUGCCCCAGCCUCCAGCCCAGGCUGCGUGCUAUGGCUCUGGCCCACCUGUCCAGCCUGCCCCCAGGUGGACGGCCCAGCCACCUAGACCCUUGAUACCACAAGCCACCUACUCUCCAGCUGCCUCAGUGGACUGGUCACCAGCCACGUCUCAGCACUCCCCGACCCACAUCAGCAGUGUCAAGAAGGCCUCUACCCAGGAGCCACCCCAGAUGUCCUACACCCAAACAGUGGCCAACAUUGGUACCCAGACCUCUGGCCUUGGUGAGGCAGGAUGCUCUAUGCCAAGUGGGCCUCUCCUGACACAGAGAUAUUCCUUGGAGACACCCAACACCCAUGAGGUCCAGGAGCCUGCUGUGUGCAUCCCCGGACAGGAACCCCUGACCGUGUCCAUGCUGGCCGCAGCACCACUGCACAAGCAAAAGCAGAUGAUAGGUGAGCGUCUCUACCCCCUUAUCUACAAUGUCCACACCCAGCUGGCGGGCAAGAUCACAGGCAUGCUGCUGGAGAUCGACAACUCAGAACUGCUGUUCAUGCUGGAGUCUCCAGAGUCCCUCAAUGCCAAGGUGGAAGAGGCUUUGGCAGUGCUUCAUCAGGCUCACCAGACCAUGGAGGAAGAGCAGAUGAAAGUGAAUGUAACUGAAACCAGACCUCAAGAAGAGAAAGUCAGUCAGUCAUGACUGGAUGUCACCACUAAACCUGCCUCAAAUCAGAUAAAAUGGGACCACGACCUAAGCUGAAGAAUUGUUGUGAGGAGAAAAUGAGUCUCUGGAGGUCCAUGCAGGGGUUGGCCAGCGGUAGGGGCCAGGUACCUGAGUGGUGAUAUCCACUUGGGUAUCAACUGUGCUAAGAGAACUGAAGUGAGCCAAAGAGAACUCAAGGUGAUGCACACAGGGCAUAUGCAUGAGGCGGGGCAUUGAAAUGAUGUCCAGGAUGUGGUAUAAUUUCAGUCACAAUGGAUGGAAAAUUCAAUUUUGUAUAGUUAUCAGUCCUCUAAGUUAAGUCGAUAAAUUAAAUGUAAUCCCAAACAAAAACACAAGAUACUCUUGGGAAUUUGUCAAAAUGAUCCUAUGGUUUAGCUAGAAGAACAAAUCUGGGAAAAUAGCCAGGGCUGCUCGGAUUGAGAAGGAUGAGGAAAAGACCAGCCUACAAGAUAUUACAAAGCAACAGUAAUUAAAACUGUGACACAGACACAUGUGCAUGAAAAUGGGUUGCUAGAGGUCUCCAGCAACAUGAGGUGAGCAAGGCCAGAGAAAGAGGAGCUAGGAGAUGCUGCAGCCCUCUUUUUCAAGUUAGCCUGGUGGACUGAGACACCCCUGUUCCAAUCAGCCAGAAAAACCACAGGUCCAAAAUUUAAGCUUUCAGUUUGAAAGUUCUCUUUUCAAUUCAUUAGGCAGUAAAUCCUGACCUGAACCUACAUGAGGCUAGUCUUUCUUUGUUAAUCCUCACCCGAGGAUAUUUUUUCCAUUGAUCUUUUAGAGAGAGUGG